This is a messenger RNA of Elaeis guineensis (African oil palm), 1058 nucleotides long. RefSeq lists its product as uncharacterized. Gene Ontology annotation, cellular component: membrane. The record is from RefSeq and is a predicted model, not a curated record. Lineage: Eukaryota; Viridiplantae; Streptophyta; Magnoliopsida; Arecales; Arecaceae.
UCUUACUUACAUCACCUUCUCCAAAAAGGCAUAUAUAUAUAUCACAGCCACCCUAGCAUGAAGUGAUCUCCCCAUAUCUCCGAAUACUUCCGCCUCCAACACAACGACCCAAGCCGCAAAAUACCCAUGAGUUCAGCUCCUUUGCCCGUGACUCUUUCACAAUAUGGGCAGUCGGUAACUCGGCCGCCCCCACCGCCACAUUCGUCUUAUUAUUCUUCUCCCCCAUCGGCCCUUCCAUUAAUGUCACACCAUCAGAUUGCGGCAGCAACCGAAAUGCUCGAUCCACUGCUGCGACACUACAUGACGUCAUUGGCUAGUUCCGAUCCGGUGGUCAAAGUACCGGUGGGGAAAGACGAGGAGGAAAGAAGGGCAGAGGGGCUCAGGCAAAAAGUCUGGAUCAAGGAGAUGCGAGGCUGGCUCAUGAUCCUCGCCACCCUCGCCGCCUCCGUAACAUACACCGCCGGGCUAAACCCUCCCGGUGGCUUUUGGCAGGACGACUCAAAGCCAUCUCCGGAUAGCGGCAGUCAGGCGCACACUGCUGGGAAUCCGGUGUUGGCCGACAAAAGUCCGACUCGAUACACGUUGUUCUUUGUGUCCAACACCAUGGCUUUCGGGUGGUCGAUAGCCAUCAUCGUGCUGCUCUUGAAUCCGAGCAUCUUCCAUGCUGAGCAGAGGCUGGUUUGGCUCCAGGGUUUGGUGCUUCUAGACAUGCUCACCUUAGCGGUGGCUUUUGUGGUAGGCAGCGCUCCGUUCUCAGGAGGCACCGCCUUAAUCGUGGCUGCGGUUUUUUCGCCCUUCUUGUAUCUUAUUCUUAUGGCCCGGGCAUUCCCGAAUAAACAGCUGGCGGGGCAAACGUCCAGCCAGGAAAGGGAUGUUGAGUUACGAGCAAUGGGGCAACAAACUUCCCCAGGUCGUUAGGAGGUAAUUUCGCUUAGGACCCGCUUGGUUUGUGGGAUGAUGUUGUUGGAGUAAGGGGAGAGGAAAGAUGGAAAGUUUGCAAAUAAGAAUGGCUUUAAGAAAUAUGCGAUAAGUCUUUAGGAUAUAAUGAAGCCCCAAUG